AUGCUUCGCCAUCUCUGUGCUUGCGUCGCCGGCCCAGGCCCGCAUGUUGAAGAGGUGAUCGCGGCCCUCAUGCGCUCAGCGGGCAGCCCUGGAAGGGCUUGUGGCGCAGGGGAGCUAUCUCAAGAGCAAAGCCAAGCACUAAGGUCACUGCUACAAGCCAAGGGCGUUCCGGAAGCGAACCUUUGGGAUAGAAUUCAGGCGGCCAUUGCUAAAAUUGGAGCGGGGACCAUCGCGCAAGCACUUGCGCACAAGAAUCCCUGGGUGCAGCUCAAGGCAAUUGCCACUCGGCCUGGAACAUCCUUUCGUUGGGUGCUUGCUGAGGAACUCGAGGUGCACAUCGCUGCAAAGGCCAACAGCAAGUUUGGCUCUGCCGUUCCUGAGGGAAAGUCUAAGAAAAAGCGUCCCAACAAUGCCAGGCAGUCUCCAGCCCUACACAUUGACCCGGUCAAGCUUUUGAUUUCGCCUAAAUCUUUUGUGGAUGGGGACGGAAAUGCCCUGCAACAGAUCGCCUUCCAAGAGGUAGGAGUUCAAUCCUCAGGAGUUGCGUUUUGUAGCGCGAGCCAGGCGGCACCAUUCCUUGAAUCAGGGCGCUCUUUGAGUGUUGAUGCCUUGGGGUUGGUCUGUGUCAGCGUCCUCUCCCCGGAACAAUGUGGCCUUGCAAAGGUUUCUGCCAUACAAUUCCCUGCAGUGUACGCCCCUACUGAGGAAGCCGUUUUGAUCAGAGGAUCUCUCAUACAGUUGGGGGACGAGGUUGUGCAACUUCAGCAGAGUCAAAUCGCAGAAGCAGAUGAGCUCGAGACAGUCACCUGCAGAUUUUCUGUGUUUCGAGAUGAGGCCUCCCUUGAUUGGUCUGCCUUCAUUGCUGCACCGGUGCGGGUGCUUGUGUCAGGCAAUCCGGGGCUCUUGCUCUGUAAAGAGGCCUCUUGCAACCAGCAAUGCGGCAGAUUCCACGCUUCAGUAGAGGAAGCUGACUGCAUUGAUAGGCUCAUCUUGGAUCUUUGGGGACGCCAAUGGCUUAAGUUGGAGGGUGGCCGCACCACCCCAGCAGAUGCGCAGGUCUUCGCCUGCCUUGUUCGAGUGCCUGCCUCUGCAUUGAAACACUUGCAUCAGCUUCUCAUCAGGGGGUUUUAUGCAGAGCCCCGUGCCCAGGGCGGAUCCGCCCCACAUCCGGGAUUUGCAGUCAUCUGGCUGCGAGAAGCGGAUUACCCUCGUGCCUUGCACAUCCUUCGCACAAACUCCCAGGCGCUCGCUCUUACUAGGCUGGGGCGUAGAUACGGUAUUAGAUGCCGUGAGGCUGACGAGCAGGCUGUUUUCCAAGCUGUACGCCCAGGAUGCGAGUUCCGGAAGAUAAAGGUGGUGGCACACUACCGCUUGCAUCCACUUCCUUUUGGAUGCCAGCGCAAGCAUUUGCAAACCCUGCUCAAGACAUGGGCUUGGGACGCAAAGUACGUCCUGGGUGCUGCUGAGCAAGGCACGUUUGUGCUAGCGCAGAAGGUUCGUGACACGUCUGCUCCAGCUCCGCCCGCGAGCAUCACCGCCUCAGGGCGAACUAAACGCCAGAUCCUUUAUGAUGAUGGUGAAGAGGGGCCUCCUCACUCCGGUCAGGACCCAUGGACUGGAGGGCGUGACCCUUGGUCACUCGCACGGCCCCCGCCUGGCCUGCCUUGCCCGCCAGCGGCUUCAAGCACAGCAUCUCAGGCGAAGAUCUCCCAGCUGCGUGAUGAGCUGUCACAAGGCAUGCAAGAUCUAGCGCAGAAGCAUUUGCAAGCCUCAGGCGAGGAUGCCACCAAGAAAGCACAGGAUUCUGACACGCGUCUGUCCCGUCUUGAGUCUGGCUUCCAGGAGCUUAAGGCACAGGGUGAGAAAUUUGAGGGGUGGUUCCAGAGUUUUGGGCAGAAGGUUUCUGCUUCGCAAGGCCAAAUUGAUACGCUACAGCAGUCGGUUCAGGCGCAGGCCAAUGACGUGGCACAAAUCCGCACUGAAGUCCAGCGUCAGGCUGAUUCCCUCCCUGCCUCAGUCCAGGCUGCGGCUGGCUCCCUCUCGGCCGAGCUAACAGCUCAAAUGCAACAUCAAUUUCAGCAGCAGAGUUUACGAGGCAAGGUGCCACAUGCGCUGGAGUUGGAACAAGGGGUACACUGCUUCAGUGAGACGCAGCUCUCCUCCAUCACACUUCCGCAGACUAUUUCCCAGUUUCGUGUCUUGGGCAAGCAACAAGGCCGCAAUGUUCGGGCAGUCGCGGGGGCUGCAGCUCCGCUCCGGGCCCAUAGUGAAUGGGCAGGCAGUUGGUCAGGUGUUCUGAUUGCUGCUGAUUGGCCGACUCAUUCUGCGCAGAUGCCCUGGCCUAAUGGUAUCUAUGAGACGGCUCGAGUGCAACUUGCCCAAAUUUUAAUCGAGAGUUUCCCCCUUCUGGUAGCCAAUGUCUAUGGCUAUAGCCGCGGCCACCCAAGAGCGGAGGCAGCCACAGAUGCGCUUUUAGAGCCAAUCACAAGAGAAGUGGUCUUUGGCAGACUCGGCCCUCGAGUAAUCUGCGGAGACCUGAACGCAGACGAAGACAGCCUUCUUCAGACAAGAGUGUGGAGACAGCAAGGCUGGAUUGAACUACAGGAGCUGUUAUGGCAGCGAUGGGGGGUCAUGCCCUCUCCGACAUGCAAGGAUGCCACAAGGCGCGACUUUCUUUAUCUGUCACCUGAACUUGCUGCAGUUUGCACUGGCGGAGCAGUCAACCAUACUUUCCAGGAACAUGCCACUAUCUCUGCAAAAAUAGGAAUUGCUUCCAACGCUGGUGCCGUCCGUUUCUGGCCACGUCCGGCUGAGAUACCUUGGAAUGGCGUUGCAUUGGACGGCCUUCAGGGGCAAACACACAUCGAUGCGCCUCCACUUCUGAACACCACUGCCAGGCUUCAGAGGCACGCGCAUCUUUUUGAGCAGAGUUUGAAUGGACAUGUGAAUUGCCCUGGGCGCCAACUGCCGUCUGCUUGUUUUGGGCGAGCAAGGAUUCUGGAACCGGUGCCCAAGGACUUGUCUGUCCCUACUGUGCGAAAGAGCCGGUCAGGCGAUGAAUGCAUGCAGAGUGAUUUGUUGUCCUUGGAAGUACGCCGCUGGUUCAAACAGUUACGGCGCCUCCAAUCUUUGCGACAGUCACUGCAGAAUGCCAGGUAUGACCUCAACGCUCUUGAGUACAGGGGUACCCUCUGGCAUAGCAUCCUCAAGGCUACUGGUUUUCAUCAAGGCUUCUGUGACUGGUGGCUUCGCCGUCCUAUCCAACAUGUCGGAAGCCCAGCCACACUCCCUGAGUAUGUUCCAGACCCGGACACGGCGUCUCGUAUUUUCUUGGACUUUCGGGACAAUUAUCGUCGCUUUGAAGGCUGGCAUGUUGGCCAGCGAAACAAGAUCCUGACUGCCCGCCACGAUGCGUCCAAAAGGCGCCUGUUUCAGGACCUCCAAGACCCUGCCGGCAGGCCGGUCGACUUCCUUGUCUGCAACAAUGAAUACACCAUUCUUGCGACUGAUUCGCAGGAAAGGUUGCUCCAUGUAGAAGGACCACUGGACCUCACGGGAAACUCUGAAUGGCGAAUUGAUGGUCAGAUCGUCAGUGUUGAAGCCGUGUCGCCGGAAGUUUGCAGGAUCGGAGGCUCUCUUCCUCUUCCGACCGAUGGUGAGCUAGAGCAGCUCCAGUAUGUUUCCUCUCCUUCGGAGGUACAUGCAGAAUUUGUCAAAUUUUGGACUCAACGUUGGAACAAGCCCAGCUCUGCGGAGCAAUGGGACCGCAUACUUGCUUUUGCCCAAGCCUUCCUGCCGAGCCGGCCGCUCUCUCUUCCUGUCAUCUCCCCCACAGCAUGGAUUGCCGCUCUCCGCAGGUUUCGACCGAGAUCUGCGCGUGGCCCGGACGGUUAUGCCCGUGAUGAUCUCCUACAUAUGCCGAUGCCUCGCAUCGCCGAACUCUUGCAACUGCUUGCGGAGGUCGAAAAUGGGGAUGCCCGCGAGCUCUCGGGAUACGGGGCAGAUCUAGUACAAGCUUUCAACAACUUGCCUCGGCUGCCCCUUUUCAAGGCAGCAGCGAUCCUUGGACUUCCGGAUCGUGCAGUCAGUGCCCCGGUCUCAUCCACUUGCGGGUUUGCGGAAGGCUGCCCUCUCAGCACAGUGGCUAUGAGCAUCUGCAGCUUUGUUUACCAUGAAUACAUGCGUGCCUUUGCUCCUUCCGUGGAGUCACUAAGCUACGUGGACAACUUGCGAGGCCUUGGCAAGGGAGCUUAUGAUGUGGCGGUCGGUCUGAACACCACCAAGUGCCUCUGUGAUGCUCUUUUUCUGGAGCUUGAUGCAUCCAAAACCUAUGCCUGGUCCACUAGCAGUUCUCAGCGUCGCAUUCUUCGCGCAAUGAAUUUGCCAGUCCUCGACUCCUGCCGUGAGCUUGGUGGAAUCAUUUCUUUCAGCUCUGCUACGCGCAACCGUCCUAUGGUUGAUCGCUGCAAACAGUUGGAGCCUACCUGCGCGGCAUUGCGUAGGUUCUUGCAGCUGUGGGUUGACUUCAUGCAGCGCUUCGAUGGACGGCUUUUUCAUGGCCCCUUCUCGAAGUUGCUAACAGUCCUUAAUGGCAUAGGGUGGAGGGUUGGCACACCUCCCAUCAUUGUUGACGAGGAGGACCUGGCACACGACCUGCUGUCCGUCCCUCUUCCGGCAUUGCGUAGCAUGGCAGAGCGUGCUUGGCUGAGAUACGUCGCGCAUGAGCAUCAACACCGUGGCAGCAUGGCCGGGCUUGAUGGCAUUGAUGUUGCCUUGGCAAGACUUGACGGCGGAUACAAAGGAGCACAGGAUGCUUCACUGUCCACGCUUCGACCAGGCACGUGCUGGGUACGAGUCCAGCACGUCACCUCGCACCUUGACCCAGCACUCUGUGAGACGGCCUUUGAGGAGUGGGUUGCACGCUGGAACAAUUACGUGGACACGGUAGCGACCGUGGUGAACGUUAACCGGACUUGGACGUUUCAGCGUACUUUUCAACGUGCUCUGCUUUAUGCGGAGGACACUGCCUCCCUCUUGCGCUCGCUUCGACACGUGUAUCUUCGAAUCGCAGAUCUUGCAGAGACUUCAUCGCGACACAGGAGUGAGGCGCUCUUUGAAGAAGACGUUGUCUACCCCGAGAGGAAGCCAUGGCAGAUAGGCUCCCGUUGA
Molecule: messenger RNA, 5169 nt
Organism: Symbiodinium pilosum
Lineage: Eukaryota; Dinophyceae; Suessiales; Symbiodiniaceae
Source: the annotation of a GenBank genome assembly